Messenger RNA from Sebastes umbrosus (honeycomb rockfish), 1024 nucleotides. RefSeq lists its product as uncharacterized. The record is from RefSeq and is a predicted model, not a curated record. NCBI's taxonomy places the organism in Eukaryota, Metazoa, Chordata, Actinopteri, Perciformes, Sebastidae. The transcript is spliced from 4 exons. The coding region runs from base 199 to 624 and encodes 141 amino acids.
CUUUGCACUCUAGUGCACGUACACACACACACACACACACACACACCGCUCCCUUCAUCAAACUGCACUCUGCUUCAGUGAGUUUUCCUUCCCAGUCGUACACCUGAGGAGAGUCGUCUCUGGACUGGAGGUUCGUACUGCGUCUCUGACUCCAUUUCCAUUUUGGUCCAUCGGGAGAUUAUCCACAGAGCUCUAAGGAUGCCAUUUGACUACAUUCCCAUUCUAGAGAUCUUCCUCGGCAUCCUGGGCUUCGGCCUCUCCAUCAUGUUCUGCACGACCUUCUGCAGGGCGUGCAGUCGCCUCAGGGAGGAGCAGAUAGAGAGGGAGGCAUUGAGACGCAGUGAGCAGAACGGUCGCCCUCCUCCCAUAUAUUUCAUCCCCUUCCAUGGAAGCUUGCAGGACGGCGAGGACCACCCCAGGGUGCCUCGAUACAGCCAGGAGAUCCUCACACCACCAGUAUAUAGCAACGCUGCUUACUGUGGACCCCCACCUUCAUAUAAUGAGCUGGGAUUGAAGCCUGAGGAUCACCCCCCUGCUUACACCGAGUAUACCGUUCCUGUGUAUCCCAUCACACCUCCACCUCACACAGACAUGGUUCAACCACAAACACAGUCACAACAAUAAGCCGGCACCAUCACACUGGGCCGGUGUUGAGCGUAUUGAUUACUAAACUGCCUCGUGGACUUGAGUGAGCUGGAACUGGACUUUAUAACCUUUCAAAGAUUGGUUUUUAUUGUGAGCUUGUUUUUUUAUUACGGUAAUGAAUGUGAUGAUGGCACAAAGCUGCAGAAAUGGCACCAGGUUUAAAGCUACAGUGCCAUGAGUGUAUAGCACAUAAAACACUUAAGACCCAAAAUAGAUUUUAUUCACAUGUGUGGUGGUUGUUAAAACGGGAUACGUUCACAUUAUUUCCCUUCUUGUUCUUAUUUUCCAACAAGCACGUUUUGCUUUUGGUCCUGUUUUGUUCGCAUGUCAUGUUUUUUUUUUUCAUUAGCAGGAUCUCACAAAUCACUUUAAGAGUAUU